This is a messenger RNA of Achroia grisella, 1540 nucleotides long. RefSeq lists its product as uncharacterized. The transcript has 2 exons. The coding region runs from base 413 to 1300 and encodes 295 amino acids. NCBI's taxonomy places the organism in Eukaryota, Metazoa, Arthropoda, Insecta, Lepidoptera, Pyralidae. The record is from RefSeq and is a predicted model, not a curated record.
ACUUAUACUAUAGCUAGUACCCAAAACUCACUCACAGAUUAAGCAAAAUGAUAAGAAAAACCUACGUAGUAGAUUAUUAUUUAUAAUCUUUUCGAAGAAUUGAUGAACUUAUUAAAUAAAUAGCUAGCAAUAUGUAGACUUCAUACUACGACUUUGUAACUGUGUCAAUAUAAUUUCAAAAUAUGUAUUACAACUUCAUCAUCGAAAUUCAGAAAUAUGGAUUCAACCAGGUUUGUAUAUUUUGUAAAUAGUUGUCUGAACGUCGCACGCACAUCACUUACACCACACGAGGAUACGAACAAACGACGAUCAUUCCCCCAUGGCAUGAGCGGCUGGACGCCAUUUUCAUUUCGCGUCGCGCCAACAUCAGAAUCGUUCUAUCUCUAUCUAAUUAGUCUGAGUUUGCGCUGCUAUGACUAUGGACGUUGUGUCACCGUCCUCGCCGCCGCCGCCAAGCUUAUACGAUGCUGAAAAGAAAUUUAUUCAAGCAUACGAGAAAUUACCAAUGUUAUGGGACUCAAAACAUGAUCAUUACCACAAUAAAUACAAACGAAAGGAGGCAUUGCAAAAGUUAUUACAAAUUUAUAGAUUAAUCAAACCGGCUGCCAAUAUUUAUGAUGUACGAAUGAAAAUAAAUGGACUGCGUACAUACUAUAGGAAAGAAUUAAAGAAAGUGAAUAUCUCUAAACUAUCUGUGAGUUCACCUUUUGACGUUUAUGUACCAAAAUCCUGGACAUUUGAUUUGCUUUAUUUUUUAGAGGAAGAAGUUCAAGCCAGUCUGUCCCAAGAUACCCAUGAUUGCAACAAUUCCGAGCAAAUACAAGACAUAGACCAUGAGGAGAAUGAGACAGAACUCUCUUCUGCAAUAUAUAUUUCGCCAAAGAAGCGUGCUAGAGAUAUUAUAAUAAGAAGCAAUAAGAAAAAACCGAAAAUAAAAAAAAACAAUAAAGCAGAUGAAACUCAAUCUGGUGUGCCGCAUAUGUUUAAAGUGAAAAACCCAAUUGCUUUCAUAUGGGCUGAUAAAUUGGAGAAUUUGCAGCCAAAGCAACGACUCUUUGCUGAGAAGGCUAUAAAUGAUGUGCUCUUCGAAGCAGAAUUGGAAAAUUUGAACAGAUUCUCUGUCAAAAUCAAUGCAUCCAGUAACCCGAAUUCGUCAUCUUAUACAGAGUGUUAUGUGUCCACGAAUAUAGUGUCACCUACAUCAAAUAAUAGGAAUCAUCAGUCAUCUGUUUCAUCAUCAGACGAUGGGGAUAAUGAUGAAACAGUUAUGAAAUGUGAGGUGUUGGAUACAAGUGAUUAAAUUUAGAGAUCUAGUGUUAGUGAGAUUUUAUCAAUGAACAUUGUUUCGCCAUGUUAGCUCUCCUGUAGGGUGGACCAACCAAGUGCCAAGUGCCAAAGCAACCAAGUGCCAAAGGUGCCCUAAAGUUGAUGCUACAUAUCUGUUCUUAAACACUAAAUAAUACCUAAAGGAUAAAUAUAUAAACUGUAUUUGUUCUUAUUAUUUAUUUAUUUAUUUCUAUAUAAUACUGUAGUAAAUUUG